Messenger RNA from Boeremia exigua, 1773 nucleotides. RefSeq names its product casein kinase II regulatory subunit-domain-containing protein. The record is from RefSeq and is a predicted model, not a curated record. The transcript has a single exon. Gene Ontology annotation, cellular component: protein kinase CK2 complex; cytoplasm. Gene Ontology annotation, molecular function: protein kinase regulator activity. The coding region runs from base 426 to 1538 and encodes 370 amino acids. NCBI's taxonomy places the organism in Eukaryota, Fungi, Ascomycota, Dothideomycetes, Pleosporales, Didymellaceae.
AUCACGUGCGAGAGCCAAGGCUGGCUCCAGGAAGCGACGACGACACUCCGUCACGGCAGCUCUCGAGCGACCUCUGCUGAACGAUCCUAGCAGUACUAUUGGAUGUAAAGACGUCCCUCACGCGACGGACCUCAAGCCUCACCAUACCCGCCCGUCGAUUGCUACCCCGCCUGGACUGCCUCGCAUCACCACGCCGAGCCCCACAGUCGCUCCUGCGCGCACCACACGACACGCGAUAAGACGCCCGACAGCACGCUUGUGAAGUGUGCCAAUCUCGGCAAGGCUUCUGUCGGCACCAGAAUCGCGCAUUUGCGUGAGACCGACUCACCACCCCUCAUCUACAAAUUUGACCUCGUGGUCCGGCACGCGCGGACUGGAAUUGCGCCUUGCCCUAGGCUGCCAAACACCGCGGCGCACGUCUCAACAUGUCGUCGUCGUCGCAAGUCACCGAGUCGUGGGUCGCGUCCUUCUGCGGCUUGCUCGGGCACGAGUACUUCGCCGAGGUGUCGGAGGAUUUCAUCGAGGAUGACUUCAACCUUACGGGCCUGCAGUCGCAGGUGCCCAUGUACAAGGAGGCGCUGGAGAUGAUCUUGGACGUCGAGCCUGAGGACGACGACGAGGACGAAGAGGAAGAAGAGGACGACGACGACGACGACGAGGUCCUGGGCGACGAGCGGGGCGCCUACCGCCGGGCGAGCGACCGACGACAUCUGCGGAUAGCUUCAGAUCUGAGCGUAAUAGAAAGCUCGGCCGAGCUCCUCUACGGCCUGAUACACCAGCGCUACAUCACCUCCAGACCGGGCAUCCAGCAGAUGGCCGAGAAGUACGAGCUGCAGCACUUUGGCACCUGCCCGCGCGUGAACUGCAACUCGUGCAAAGUGCUGCCCGUCGGCCUGAACGACAGCCCCGGCCACGAGACGGUCAAGCUCUUCUGCCCGUCGUGCCUCGACGUCUACACGCCGCCCAACUCGCGCUUCCAGACCGUCGACGGCGCCUUCUUCGGCACCACAUUCCCCUCCCUCUUCUUCAUGACCUUCACAGACCUCGACAUCAGCGGCGGCCUGCGCACGAGCACAUCCGCCACCGUCGACGCGCUCGCGCAGCUGCAGGCCCAGAACUCGGAAGCCAAGGCGCGCAACAACACGACCCCGGCGAACGUCACGCUCAUCAACGGCGUCGCGCCCAACAACCUCGCGCCCGGCCUCGGCGUCGGCUCCAUCUACGAGCCGCGCAUCUACGGCUUCCGCGUCAGCGAGCGCGCCCGCUCCGGCCCGCGCAUGAAGUGGCUGCGCAUGCGGCCCGCCGACAUCACCGAGCUCGACGAGACCCGCCGCUACUGGGACGACCGCGCCGACGACGACGACCGGCCCGACGAGGACGACAUGAAUAUGGUCGACGUCGCCGACGGCAAGCCCGGGGCGCCCGCGAACCGCACACGGAAACAGGCGCGCACAAGACGGCGGCCGGCGAACGGCGCGCCGCUGCCCGAGGGCGCCGUCGAUGCGAAUGGCGUUGCCGUCGAGGCGGCGGCUGGUUAGCGCGGGUGGAUGAAGCGAAGAUGGUAGGGGUGCACACGAGGAUACCAGAUCAAAUAUGCAGUUGCAGUUGUACGUUCAAUGAUAGCGAACCAGGCGCUCACGCGAGGUUGCUCACACGAGUGCUCUACACAUGAAUCAGUCUACGGGAGUGCUUGGUCGGUCUGUUUUAACAAAGGCCCGCAGUUACGCAACGCAAACUCCCGGACUGCUCGACCUACUGCUCAUCAUAUAUGCU